Messenger RNA from Gongylonema pulchrum, 213 nucleotides. The record is from the annotation of a GenBank genome assembly. Lineage: Eukaryota; Metazoa; Nematoda; Chromadorea; Rhabditida; Gongylonematidae.
AUUCAAAGAAAGAACAAUGACUCAUCGGUGAUGCAACUAAAAGAGGAAUUUCGUAAAUUCGAAGCACUUCAACUUGAACAUGACACCCAAAUAAUCAAAAUAGCCUGUGAAGCAGGCUUACGAAUAUCACCGGACCAGUGGUCAUCGUUGCUGUACGGUGAUCAACAACAUCGAUCUCGUAUGCAAAGCAUUCUCGAUAAAGUUAGCUUUUAA